AUGUUUACAGCUUCGGUGUGGUGGCAAUGGAGAUCGUUAGCGGGAAGAGCAAUGCAAAGUAAGUACGCCAGGCGUUUGUGUUGCAAAAGAAAAAGGGAUUUCGCGGAGAUUCUGGAUCCGAGGCUGGAACUGGAAGGAGUGUUCGAUGUGAUGGAGGCUACUGAGAGAAUGAUCAAGGGUAUCGCCUUUAUGUACCAACAAUGCCCCGGCACUAAGGCCGAGCAUGUCGGAAGUUGUGAAGAUGCUGGAAGGUGAGACUGAGAUAGAACAGAUAAUCUCAGACCCUGGGCGUAUACGGAACAGAUGCUGGAAGUUGUGAAGAAUUAACAUUUCGAUCCAUGAUUUUGACAUUCGUUUUCUCUAUAUAACAAAAUUUUAAUUAUGUUUAGCAAUAGUUUAGUAUUGUUUAUUAUGG
Thlaspi arvense is the source of this 415-nucleotide messenger RNA. The record is from the annotation of a GenBank genome assembly. Lineage: Eukaryota; Viridiplantae; Streptophyta; Magnoliopsida; Brassicales; Brassicaceae.